This is a messenger RNA of Oldenlandia corymbosa var. corymbosa, 1370 nucleotides long. The record is from the annotation of a GenBank genome assembly. NCBI's taxonomy places the organism in Eukaryota, Viridiplantae, Streptophyta, Magnoliopsida, Gentianales, Rubiaceae.
CACAUGGCUUAGAAAAAUAAAUAAAUAAAUAAAAUUUCACAUGGAUUUGUAGACGUCACAUCUGACCUGGACGAGUUGGACAAUGAGUACACUACCUCCCAGUCUCCCACUGAAAAGAUCAUUCCAGAAUGCGAUGAAUUAGCUUUUUCUUUUCCUUUUCUCCACUAUAAAUAUCACCAAUCCGCUCCUCCUCCCUUCAUCCAUCUCAAUCUUCUCGAUCAUCAUCUUUCAAUCAGAAAACGUAGUAAAAUCAAAACCUUCUUUUCUCUCUUUCCAAUCAAACUCCAAUCAUGGGAAUCAAGGUGUACGGAAGUCCUGUCUCUCCCGGAGUACGUCGUGUGUUGGCCGCUCUGUCGGAGAAAGAGCUGGAUUAUGAGUUCAUUAAUGUGAAUAUGAUGACCGGAGAUCACAAAAAGGAGCCCUUUAUUUCCAUUAACCCAUUCGGUCAAGUCCCUGGAUUUGAAGAUGGUGAUGUCAAACUCUUCGAGUCAAGGGCUAUUGUGAGGUACAUCGAACAGGCUUACAAGGACAAGAACCCACUCUCAUUCGAUGACGCGAAGAAGAUGGGUCCAGUUUACUCAUGGAUGGAAGCAGAAGCUCUACACUUUGAUACCGCUGCCGGAAGUCUAGCCUUCCAGCUUGCUCUGGCACCCCUUUUCGGCAUGCCCACCAACGACGCCGUGGUGGCGGAGAAGGAGGCGAAAUUGGGUCCGGUGCUCGAUAUCUACGAGGCCCGUUUGUCCAAAUCGAAGUACUUGGGUGCCGAUACUUACACUUUGGCCGAUAUGCUCCAUUUGCCCACCAUCCACUACUUGAGUGGCACCAAGGCUAAGGCACUGUUUGAUGCUCGUCCUCAUGUUAAGGCCUGGGUUGCUGAUAUCUUGGCCAGGCCUGCCUGGGCUCGAGUCCUUGAAAAGACCAAGGCAUAAAUCUUUAAUUAGUUUUCUCAAACUAAUAUUUGGAUUUGCGUUGGCUUAUGGACUUGUUGAUGUUUGUUUAGUUUUUUGUUGAUCUCAUCCAUUUUCAUGUUUGGAUGUUGAGAAUGGAUUUUGUUAAAAGAAAAAUCAUGAGGGGGGUGACAAUUUAUCUGUGUAUGUUGUUAUCACUCCAAUGAUAAAUAAGAUUUGGUUGAGUUUCAUAAGUUUCUGCCUUUUGGGUAACAUAAAAGCUUUGAUUUGAUACCUCUAACGUUAUUUCUAGGCUUUGCUAACAUUGCCAUUGGGCACUCUAUUGCCAAAUUCGCAAUUGUCAUUGUUCAAACUUUCUGUGAUUACUUUGAAUGUGUUUAAUGAUUACUACUUUUUCCGAUAGUACUUAUCCUACCUACCAGACACAAAAUUUGAAAUAAACAUGAGGGAGUAAUUAACAGC